Molecule: messenger RNA, 5015 nt
Organism: Pezoporus occidentalis (night parrot)
Lineage: Eukaryota; Metazoa; Chordata; Aves; Psittaciformes; Psittacidae
Gene: WWTR1
Product: WW domain containing transcription regulator 1
Exons: 6
Coding region: 300-1460 (386 amino acids)
Biological process (GO): positive regulation of transcription by RNA polymerase II; hippo signaling
Cellular component (GO): cytoplasm; nucleus
Molecular function (GO): protein binding; transcription coactivator activity
Source: RefSeq, a predicted model, not a curated record
GCGGGGCAGGGGCCGGGCCGAGUGCUGAGAGGCGGGCGGGAGGGGCCGGCGCUGCCUUCGUCCCACCGCUGCCCGGCGCGGCCCGGCCCGGCCCGCGGGCUGACCCGCCCGCCCGGGACACCAACGCUGCUGGCGGGGGCGCAGAGGCACUCAUCGCCCGCCCCGGCAGAGCGGCGCCAGCCCUGAAGAGCCGUCCGCCUGGCUCCGAAGGGCACGUCCUCGGCGGUGGCCUGCAGCGGGGCCGGCGUCGGCGUCGGCUGCUGCCUGCUCCAGAGCCGCCUGCUCCCGACGGGUGGAAAAUGAAUCCCGCUCCUGCGGCUCCGCCGCCAGGGCAGCAGGUGAUCCACGUCACGCAGGACCUGGACACGGAGCUGGAGGCGCUUUUCAACGCGGUGAUGAACCCCACGCCCAGCUCCUGGAGAAAGAAAAUACUGCCCGAGUCUUUCUUCAAGGAGCCCGACUCGGGCUCGCACUCGCGGCAGUCGAGCACGGACUCGGGCGCGCCCCCCCUGCGGCCCGCCGCCGCGCAGCAUGUCCGUUCCCACUCCUCGCCCGCCUCGCUUCUGGGCUCGGGGGCCGCGCAGCAGCACGCGCACCUCCGCCAGCGAUCCUACGACGUGACGGACGAGCUGCCGCUGCCGCCCGGCUGGGAGAUGGCGCUCACGCACACGGGACAGCGGUACUUCCUUAAUCACAUAGAGAAAAUUACAACAUGGCAAGAUCCUCGAAAAACUAUGAACCAACCGUUGAACCACAUGGGCCACCAUCAUGCAGCUACUUCCACACCAGUACCACAGAGAUCUAUGGCAAUGUCUCAGCCAAAUCUUGUCAUGAAUCACCAGCACCAAAUAACAUCCAGCACAGCCAUGUCACAGCAGAGUCGUCCUCCCCAGACUCCACAGCCAGGGCUUUUGAACAUGCCUAGUGCACUGACCACACAGCAACAGCAGCAGCAGAAGUUGAGGCUCCAGCGAAUCCAGAUGGAGAGGGAGCGAAUUAGGAUGCGUCAGGAGGAGUUACUGCGACAGGAAGCUGCUCUGUGCAGACAACUUCCCAUGGACUCAGAAAACAUGGUCCCAGUUCAGACAGCUGUGAAUACACCUGCCAUGACACAAGACAUGAGGCCUAUUACAAAUAAUGGAUCUGAUCCCUUCUUGAACAGUGGGCCAUACCAUUCCAGGGAACAGAGUACUGACAGUGGCUUGGGAUUAGGAUGUUACAGUAUACCAACGACACCGGAAGAUUUCCUUAGCAACGUGGAUGAGAUGGAUACAGGAGAAACUAUACCACAGACAACAAUGAACAUAAAUCCACAACAAACACGUUUCCCUGAUUUCCUCGACUGUCUUCCAGGAACAAAUGUUGAUCUUGGGACUCUAGAGUCAGAAGACUUGAUCCCUAUUCUCAAUGAUGUGGAGUCAGUACUCAACAAAAAUGAGCCCUUCCUUACCUGGCUGUAAUCAUUCAGUGCUGAUUUGGCCUACAAUGCAAUUCAACAUUUCUUUUUCUUCUUGAGAUAGAGGUAGAAUAUGUGAAAAUGCUCAAGAGAGACAACUUACUGCCUUAAUGUCUUUUGUUACAUCAUCUUUAUGGUCGGUUUAAUCUCUGCCUGGAUUUCAUUGACACUAAUUUAAAUAUAAAAUACACACACAUAUAUAUAUUAAAAAAUACAUAUAUGCAUAUAUAUUUAUUCUUCUUUAAAAACAAGCACACUACUUUACAUAUCUAUAUACUUCUUUACCUUUUCAGACCAGGCAGAAAUGUUUCAAUUUAAGGACCGAAACUGGAUGGUGUUUGUGCAUAUCCCUGACUGAUCUCCUAGGUGUUGAUUAGCAUCGAAAACCCUUCAUGAAUCAGCAAAGCUAAAUACUAGCUCACUUGGUUCAAAAAACAUGCACAGCACCAGACCAUGAGAGCGGUUUUAUUACUGUGUUUAUGACAAUAGUAUCAGAAGGGGGGUUUUAUUAAUUUACUUAAGCUUUAAUUUUUAUUAUUUUUUUUUAUUCUUAGUUACUAACUGUGCCAUAUGGAAUACAGAUUAAAUCUGGUCCAUAUCAGCCAUAAUAAUUCUCAUUAUAUAUUUGCAAAGGCACAAACAGUACUAUUGCAGUUUCUUUUUUUCAGUAUAUUACUGUAUAGGUUUUGGAAAACAAAUACUUCCAAUCUGAAAGUACCAGAAUUGUUUAGCAACGUUUUUAUACUACAAUAUUGUUGCAGAAUAAACCAGGCUGGUACUGACUGCUGCCUUUUACAAACAAAGCAAUGUAUUAUAAACAAGCAUUUUUUAAAAAGAUCUUAGAUUUUGAUGUUUAUUAUAUUAAGCACUACAUUUUUUAACUUAACACAUAAACAAUUUUUAUGUAUAUAAAAUCUGUGGCAAACAAAUGAAAAAAACAGUCUUUUAAAAGCAGGUCUGAAAAUGUGGCACAACCUGUUAAUGUCAUAUGUAGCAGAAAGAAGCCUUAUACUGUUUUCAGUAAUGUUUUAACUGACAAUGUCAAAAUACAUGUAGUUGUUUACAUGAAAAAAGAUGGUAACUUUAUCAGGGCAGUGCUAAAGCAGUAUUGGAACUUGUCUGGUAAAGUUACUUAGUUGUUAGGUCUUUUACUUACUGUAGUUGGUAUACAGGACACAAGGCGUGUUCUGGGUAUUUCUACCUGUUGUAUAUCCUACAAAUACUUCUUUAUCAGAGGUUUGGGACUGAGAAGGCAUCAAGGACAUUAAGCUUGCAGUUCCCCUGAAAUGCAAAUGAAGUCCUAAAAUUCUUAAAUAUUUUGAAAUUAUGUUAUUUAUAAUAUGUGAAUUUAAGCUUUUUAUAUUGAAAAAUAUGUCUUUAUAUGAAAGGCAUUAAAACUUUUCUCUAAGCUUAAGCCGGGCUAUGUAGAGAGAGAAAGAGGUGUAGCACUCAGUGUAAAUGUGUGUUUGGCAGGUCUGAUAACACUUAACAAGGUCUUACUGAUGCACCAGAAUAUUGAUCACUAAAAACUUUUUUCCAUCUGGUUGGGUGAAAGUAGGUGAUAAGGUCAGAGGUGAAGAGAUGGGAAUACGGAGGAGGUUUGGAAGACAAAUGAUCAUGUAAGAGAUGGAGAUUCUUCACAGGAAGGGUUGUUGCAGAUAGGGAUACACAGAAAAUGCAUCAUCAGCAUUCAGUAAAAAAUGUAAGAACUUGAUACAAUGAACUGCCUUGUCAAUGGUGAACUGCUGGGUGUACAAGAUACCAGAGGGCAGAAAAUAAACAGCAAACACACCCAAAUUUUGAAAAAAAAAAAAAAGAGGUGGAAGGCAAAGACCUACAGUCAUAAAGUUUUAUUACAUAGGGAAAAAUAGCUCUUUUAAUGGGUUGGUUUUUUGUUUGUUUGGGUUUUUUUUAAUAGAAAAUGAGAUACGACAUCAGAGUUGUGUCUGCACAGGAUUUAAUUACUGAAUGGGCAUUGUGUUUAUUUUUUGGAGAGGUUAUUUGUUAUUUUUGGGGGUUUUUUAAUUAUUUUUGUGAGUGCUAACUAUUGAUAUAGCAGAAAUUUCUUUUCAACAAACAGGGGACCGGGCAGGGCUAACCAAUGUUACUGUAACUAUGAUUAAUCUCUCUAAGGGUUUCUUCAGGUUGUCAGCCUAAACAAAAACCAGAUGGUCCUAAGGCUUUGUUCUUUAGUGACAUGACUGACUUGGAGAUUUAUUGGCAUCUGAUUGUGAUGCCGACUUGUAAGGCAACUCUUAACCCUGGCGUGAUUGGCCUAGCAAGCUGAAGGCUGUUGGUGCUAGAACACAGUAGCUGCCGAUCUGAGCUCUAGCGUGACUCAGUUGAUACUACUCACCCUUAGAUUAUAUUUAGAAAAUGCAUUUUUUUCAUUUGCUAGUAAGUCUGUACUAUUAUAAAUUUAAGCUUUGACACAGUAGAAGAUACUCCAAGCAGAUCAGGUUCUUUGCUGGUGUGCAUUAGCUAACCUGUGUUGACUUCUGUUUGGCUACACUGAUUUCAUCAACUGCAGGUCAUGAUUCUUACAGUGAAACCCAAUGCUGUUUUCUUGUAAGGUCACUUAAGGUGUUUAUCAGAAUUGUGAAGCUACAAACUUGAUUCCUCUUUUCAUAGGUGUUUCAUGUGGCUAAGUGUCUUAGUUCAAAGACCUUAAAGAGGUAAAACAAUCAGGAAUUCUUUCCAUAUUGCUUCCAUAAUAAACCAGCUGUGCAAAACAAUACUUACAGUGUAAAACAACUGCCAGAAUCUUAGGUCAGAUCUUUACUCAGUCAUGAACUGAAUCACGUUUAAGUUAAAAGCCAUUCUUUACUUUACACUGUAAACUUUUCAUUUUUGUAAUGGAGAGGAUGUGUCAGAUGAGUAGCAACAACAAAAUUAUUUUUUAUUAAGUUCUCUUUUUCUAAAAGUUUCUAGCUUUAAACAGGCUGUGGCAGAACUUUUAAGUACUCAAAGCAUAUGCAAUUCUUCUGAAACUAGAUUUAUAGAUGCCAAUGUGUUGCUUAUUUCAGGUUUUGAACAUUUACUUUAAUAAAUGCACACUGUCUGCUUGUAGUAUAAAUACAGCAAAUAUGCCAGCUGGAUAGAUUUACUGUCAGCCAUCACCGAGGGUGGCAUAUGUAAGUCUUGGUGAUACAGGAGUAAUGAAAUGUUGUUAAUUACAGUUUGUAUUCUGGUAAUACUGUCAGAAUGUAAGUUGGGGAGGGAUUGGGUUUGACUUCUUGACAACAAAUGCUGUUUGAGGGAAGGAUUUAAAUGUCUAUUUUAAAUACAGAAAAAUAUGGGUGUUCAAAUAAACUUGUUUCCUAAUAUGCUACAUGCAUAUACAUGCUAGUACUUUAACUUUUUUAUUUACUUUUUUCAUUUUGUUAUAUGACAUGUGUGAGCAUUUGUUUUUAAUUUUGAGUACCUUGCAACAGAUUGUAUGUAUCAAAAGCAGUCAGAUCAAACUGUUGUAUCCAGGGUUUGAUUCUGUUUUUUUUACUAUUUCCUUGAUCUUGUACAUGAAAACCAAAUAUAAAUGAACUUAAAGAUUUUGGAUGCA